AUGGAGCGGGAAUAUUAUCCGACAGACUCCCUCCCAGCCUGGCUACAUCUCAAUGGAGUGACUGCGAGUGGAGUUGCAUUUCAAAAGGUUGGCUCGGUUGAAAAUGACACAGACAAGGGCAAUGCCAUCGUCGCAACAGAAGCCAAGACCAGCAAGGAAAGUGAUACACAGCCGGAGAUCCUCCUGCGAGUGCCAUCCGAUCUAGUCCUAUCGCUAGAAGCUGUGCAUGGCUAUGCCAAGUCCGAUGAGAAAUUGCGCCAGGUAUUGGAGGCAGUUGGUGGAUUCGGCACGACAGCGAGGGGCUCGAUCAUGAUAUACAUUCUUUUCCAGAUAUCGCAUUCAAGUCCAGACGUGCCUUUGCAUAUCGGUGUAUCGAGCCCAUGGACAGAUUACGUCAAGUUUCUUCCUUCAUCAUUUUCCUUGCCCACUUUCUACUCUUCCGAGGAGCUGGAACUGCUGAGGGGAACGUCGCUGGAGAUCGCAGUUGGAGAAAAAGCCGCAUCUCUAGAGCGGGAAUUUGAGCAUUUCCGUCACUCUACAGAAGGCAUUAACUGGUGUCAAGUAUGUUGGUGGAAUAAAGAAUCCAAAAUGUUGUCUAUGGACGACUGGCGAUAUCUUGAUGCUGCUUAUCGGUCUCGAAUGGUUGAUUUGCCAGGGUGUGGACAUUCGAUGGUCCCCUGCAUUGAUAUGGCGAAUCAUGUGGCAGGUCCGGACGCGAAAGCACUUUAUGAUGUUGAUUCGGAUGGAAAUGCUAUUCUCCAGUUGCGUUGGGGCCAGAGUCUACAGCCGGGUGAUGAGGUGACUAUUUCGUACGGCGAUGAAAAAUCUGCCUCUGAAAUCCUGUUCUCAUAUGGUUUUCUGGACGAGGAUCAGUCCGAAGCGAAGCAAGUCGUCUUGGAUUUGUCUCUUCCUGAUGAUGACCCCCUAGGAGUUGCUAAGAAUAUGUUCUGCCGAAGCACCCCUGGACUUAAGCUCUCUACAGAACACGGCUCAGACCAAGGUGCGUCGGCGGCAUCAUCGAAUAUCAGCUGGGACAGCCCACUUGUAUGGUGGGCAAGCGUGAACGAAGAAGACGGUCUAUAUAUUGGCGUCGCUCAAAGGACCGAUGGGACAAAAGAACUCGAAGCAACCUGGAAAGGCGAAAAGGUUCAGUCCCCUGAUCAGCUUCAAGGACUUCUGGCAGCCGAUCCGUCAUGGGAAAUCUUCAAGUUGCGAGCUGUAGUGCUGGUCCUUGAACGAGCGGAAACUCAAAUUUCGCAGCUUCAUCAGAUAGAGCAAAUACUGGAAAACCUCCGUGGGAACGAGGAUCUUUUCAAGACGCUUUUCAGACCUGAAGUCUUGGGCUUGGUCUCUCGCUUACGGAAACUUGAAGGGGCUCUGUUGCAAAGAGCUAUUGAAAGUCUCAUCGAGCAGAGAACCAAGCUGUUGGAAUCGGAAACUGUACUAGCCUACCUCACCAAGCAAUCCCAAACAGAGGAGGUGGAAGACUUUUCAUAA
This is a messenger RNA of Penicillium cataractarum, 1497 nucleotides long. Its product is annotated as SET domain-containing protein. Gene Ontology annotation, biological process: peptidyl-lysine monomethylation. The record is from RefSeq and is a predicted model, not a curated record. Gene Ontology annotation, cellular component: nucleus. The coding region runs from base 1 to 1497 and encodes 498 amino acids. The transcript is spliced from 4 exons. Gene Ontology annotation, molecular function: protein-lysine N-methyltransferase activity. NCBI's taxonomy places the organism in Eukaryota, Fungi, Ascomycota, Eurotiomycetes, Eurotiales, Aspergillaceae.